AUGUCAUUGGAAUCAGCGGUAAAAGAAGUCAGGUAUACAUAGCUUGCGUUAUAUUUCAUACAAAAUAUUUUCGCAGCACUCUCUGUCAACAAAAUAAAUAUUUUAGCACUUUAUUAACUACACAGCAGUAAAUUUGGUAUUCUUAAAACUAAAGUGGAAUAUAAUUCCUCACAAAUAUUUGCGUUGUAUAAAGUGUAACGAGUGAACUAACAAGGCCAAAUUUCCUAACAAAGAUUGCUUACUGUAUAUCAAGCUAUAGUGAUAGAAUUUUUGUGCUACUAAUAUACAAAUAUACAUACACAUACAUACAUAAUUGCAAAAUUGAUAAAAAAUGGAUUGGCGGCAAGCUGAAAUCUUAGAUUUAAUAUGCAUGUAUAGGGAAAAUGAAUGUUUAUGGAAUUGGCUUUCAUCGGAAUAUAAAGAUGUGAAUUUAAAGAAAAAUACUUGGGCAGAAAUUGCUGAUCAUUUUGGUAGAGAUGUGGGCGAAAUAAAGAAAAAAAUUAAAAACUUACGUACAGGUUAUGUUAGUGAGAAGAAAAGAGUUGACAGCAGCUUAAAUGAAGCUGGAGAACCUACGUAUGAGCCUAGAUUAUUUUACUAUGAUGAGAUGACGUUUCUGAACCGGGUUAUAGUUUUAAGAACAUCCAAUCUUGACGAGCAGAACGAUGAUUCAAUGCGUGACAAUAAAGCUGAACCGUCGUCUGAUGGUGAAGAUAUGGAUGCUGAGAAGAGUGAUCCUUUAAGAGAAAUCAGGGCUAAACGUUCAAUAAAUCGAGGUUUUCAUAUAAACUGCAAAGAAAAAAAUAUUUUAUACAAACAGAAAAAACGUACGGGCUUAGUAGAUGAAAUUUAUACAACACCGCAGAAUUCGAGAUCAAGACAUACCGAAAGAGAGACUGAAAUAACUAACACACCCGCAGCGGUGGAGGCAGCACAGACACAAAUUGUAAAAAUGAAUGAACUAUGCAAGGAGGAAACUUUUUGUGCUAUGCUAUGCAGUGAACUUAAACGUAUAAGAUCGGAAGAUAUAUAUGAUAAUGCGACUGCAGAGAUUUUUGCAAUAUUAAAGAGUGCCAAAAAGGCAGAUCGUAGAAACGCAUAUAAACAAGAAGACGACUGAAAAUUUACGGUUGUUAAUUAAAUAUAUUUUUUUUACCUCACAUACAUGUACAUAUGUACAUAUUACAAAUGUA
This is a messenger RNA of Ceratitis capitata (Mediterranean fruit fly), 1193 nucleotides long. RefSeq lists its product as uncharacterized. The transcript is spliced from 5 exons. NCBI's taxonomy places the organism in Eukaryota, Metazoa, Arthropoda, Insecta, Diptera, Tephritidae. The record is from RefSeq and is a predicted model, not a curated record. Bases 332 to 1120 code for a protein of 262 amino acids.